GGAGCCUUUGUGUGCAGGUGUUUGGACACGUAGGUGGGUGCACGGGGCGCAGCUGAUGCAGCCCGGCUACCUGCUGUCGGCCGAGAUGAAAGCGUUCUUAGCAGGAAUGGCUGCUCCGCUAUCGGAGCUGCAGCCUGGUGAAGUUAAAGCACAGCACAGCAUCGCGCACACAGGUCGCACUCAGAGGUCCAAGGCUGCUCUGGCUGCCCGUGGUCCAUACGGCCCCGGCACAGUGGGGGUGCUAUGGAGGUAACAACGGGAGGGAAGGUGAAUGCAACCGGGGUUUGUGCUGCCCUCCCUGCUGCAUCCUCCUCGCCCUUUGCGUUCUGGCUGUAUCUGGGGAGCCGGCACCCAGCUCCUCACUGCAGCAAAUCAAGUCGCCAACUUGAUUUGAGGAGGAUUUGUCAGGAACGAGCGCGCUAUCUGCAGGGCUAGACGUCAGAAAGGAGCUGUAACCAGGUGCGCGUAAGCCACAGCAGCUGGAAAGCAAAGAUCGCUGUUAGAAGGGAAAGACGAACGGGGAACAAGUCUGCGGGUUGUCAUUGUUAAGAGAGCGAUUUACUGCGCCCUCGAUUGCAAACUUAAAUUAAUACACGUAAAAUUACAACGCGGAGAAGAGACGCUCGUGACAAUCGGAGACGCAGCUCGCUUUCCCCUCCCGGUUAGGACCCUUGUGAAAUCAUGUCCAUUAAAGCCCCGAACGGAGGCAACUAACCAAUAACUGCGGUGGAAGCAACAAGGUUCCCCCCGGCCCCGCCUGCCAGCUUCAAGAAAAAGGGGGAAAAUCGGCGGUGUCAAUCAGCCGCACCGCAAAACAGCGGGGCCCUCCCCGCAGCCGACGCGGCCCCGGGAGCGGGCAGAGCCCCAGCACCGACGGGAGCCGGGGGGCCGCGGGGCUGCCAGGCGCGGCCGGGCGGGAGGAUAUUGGCUGCGAGGGCUCGGAGGCUCCUCCCAGAGCCCGGCCGCCGAGAUUUUGGGAGGAUUUCUUGUAACUCACUUCCAAACCCGGUUUGAGGGAAAACAAGUUGUCGUCGUAGCGGAGGUUACGGCGCUCGCGCACCUCCCCGCAGCCGCCUCGGAUGCUUCGCUUCGCUCGCGGAGGCGGGUCGCUGCCGGGGGGAGCGCUCCCGCUCUGGAUGUGGCUGUUUCUGUGCUAAGCGUCGGCUGGAAGGGACCGGCUGGGAAGACAAUGAGGGAAAGCCGGCCGGCCGAGCUCCCCGCUGCCCGGCGUUCCGCCGAGGACUGACGGCGUUCAGCGCUCAGCGUUGAGGCGGCGGCGGCUGCGGAGCCCGGUGCGGGGGCUUCCCGGGACCGACGGUUCCCUUCGGCUGCCGACCGGGGGGAGCCCGCCCGCGGAGCCACCAUGAAUUCGGUGGCCGGGAAUAAGGACAGGGUCGCGGUCACGGCGCGGAGCAGAAAAUACGGGGUGACCGAGCCCUGCUCGCCCACCAAGCCCGCCGCGCCCUUCUCCCCCGAGAGCUGGUACCGCAAGGCUUACGAGGAGUCCCGCGCCGGGAGUCGCCCGGUCCCGGAGGGAGCCGGCUCGGCGCUCGGCUCCUCCGGCACCCCGUCCCCCGGCUCCGGCACCUCCUCGCCGGGCUCCUUCACGGGCUCCCCGGGACCCGCCUCGCCCGGCAUCGGUACCAGCUCCCCCGGCUCUCUGGGCGGCUCGCCGGGCUUCGGCACCGGCUCUCCGGGCUCCGGUAGCGGCGGCGGCUCCUCGCCCGGUUCCGACCGCGGCGUCUGGUGCGAACACUGCAACGCCCGCCUGGCGGAGCUGAAGAGGCAGGCGCUGAAGCUGCUCAUCCCCGGGCCCGUCAGCAGCAAGGACCCAGGCUUCUCUUCAGUGAUUCAUGACAAACUUCAAGUUCCCAAUACUAUUCGGAAGGCAUGGAAUGAAAAGGACAACAGAUGUGAUGUUUGUGCCACACACUUGAACCAGUUGAAGCAAGAGGCCAUUCAGAUGGUGCUGACCUUAGAGCAGGCUGCCAACUCAGAACAUUACGAUGUCUCUCCAGGAUCCCCCCCACCCGUCUCUAAUAUCCCAUCGAUAGUGGGUUCCCGGCAUGUGGGCAGCUUGCAGCCCAGGGACUGGGCGUACAUGCCUGCUCCUUAUGCUACAUCUAAUUAUACAGGCUUCAUUCCCAACAAACACAGUGGAAAACCCAACAGUCUAGGAAUUGCUAAUGGGGUGGAGAAGAAAAAUGGCUCUCCUGGACACCAAGCCAAGGUCAGCUUUCAAAUGGCCACCAGCCCCAGCAAUGGUAAUGUUCUCAAUUCUGUGGCUAUCCAAGCUCAUCAAUACCUCGAUGGCACUUGGUCUUUGUCAAGAACGAAUGGCGUUACUCUAUAUCCCUACCAAAUAUCUCAGCUUAUGACAGAGACUAGUCGAGAGGGCCUGUCUGAAGCAGCAUUGAACCGGUACAAUGCAGAUAAACCCUCCUUGUACAGCUUCCCUGCUUCCCAGAGCACAUACGUUGCUGCUGAUGUAUCCACAGGCACCUCGGUGGCAGCAUCUUUUUUUGCCAGAGCCGCUCAGAAAUUGAAUCUGUCCUCCAAAAAGAAGAAGCACAGGCCUUCUGCAUCAUCUGUUCCUGAAUCUCCUCUCUUUACUACCAGCUUCAGCAGUAUCCUUCAGGCUUCCCCACCCCCUGCACCACCUUGUUUGUUGAGGGCAGUCAGCAAAGUGAAAGACACUCCUGGUGUGGGCAAGGUCAAAGUCAUGGUGCGCAUUUCUUCCACGCUUGCCAGAGACACAUCUGAGUCCAGCUCUUUCCUAAAAGUUGACCCCCGUAAGAAGCAAAUCAUGCUCUAUGACCCAGUCACCUGUGGAGGUCAGAAUGCUUUCCAGAAAAGGGGCAACCAGGUUCCACCCAAGAUGUUUGCUUUCGAUGCAGUUUUCCCACAGGAUGCAUCACAGGCUGAAGUAUGUGCUGGGACUGUGGCUGAGGUGAUCCAGUCAGUGGUCAAUGGUGCGGAUGGCUGCGUGUUCUGCUUUGGUCAUGCCAAACUUGGGAAGUCAUACACCAUGAUCGGCAAGGAUGAUUCCAUGCAAAACCUCGGCAUAAUCCCUUGUGCCAUCUCCUGGCUCUUCAAGUUGAUUAAUGAACGCAAAGAGAAGACAGGAGCACGCUUCUCAGUCCGGAUUUCUGCAGUGGAAGUGUGGGGGAAAGAAGAAAAUCUUAGAGACCUGUUAUCCGAAGUGGCUACAGGAAGCCUGCAGGAUGGCCAGUCCCCAGGUGUCUACCUUUGUGAGGACCCUAUCUGUGGCAUGCAGCUCCAGAACCAGAGCGAGCUCCGUGCCCCUACAGCAGAGAAGGCUGCCUUCUUCCUGGAUGCUGCUAUCGCUUCACGGCGUGGCAGCCAGCGGGACUGCGACGAGGAGGAUCACCGCAACUCCCACAUGCUCUUCACGCUGCACAUCUACCAGUACCGCAUGGAGAAGAGCGGCAAAGGCGGAAUGUCUGGAGGUCGCAGCCGCUUGCACCUUAUUGACCUGGGGAGCUGUGUGAAAGUGCUCAGCAAAAACCGGGAGGGAAGCUCUGGCCUCUGUCUCUCAUUGUCAGCACUGGGCAACGUCAUCCUUGCCCUCGUCAAUGGAAGCAAACACAUCCCCUACAAAGACAGCAAGCUCACCAUGUUGCUUCGAGAGUCCCUGGGGAAUAUGAACUGCCGCACCACAAUGAUAGCUCACAUUUCAGCUGCUGCGGGGAACUACGCUGAGACGCUGUCCACCAUCCAGAUUGCAUCCAGAGUCCUCAGGAUGAAGAAAAAGAAAACUAAGUACACAUCAAGUUCCUCUGGAGGAGAGAGCUCUUGUGAGGAGGGCAGGAUGCGGCGGCCAACCCAGCUGAGACCUUUCCAUUCUAGAAACACUGUUGACCCAGACUUUCCUAUUUUGCAUUUAUCAAGUGAUCCUGAUUAUUCAUCCAGCAGUGAGCAGUCCUGUGACACAGUGAUUUAUGUUGGCCCCAAUGGUACUGCCCUUUCUGAUAAGGAACUGACAGAUAAUGAAGGUCCCCCUGACUUUGUUCCUAUAGUUCCUGCACUGCAGAAGACCAAAAAUGAGGGCAGGCUGGAGGAAGGUAGUGAAUCAGGGUCCAGCACAUCUGAAAGAGAUUGCCUGAAGUGCAACACCUUUGCAGAGCUACAAGAGAGGCUGGAUUGCAUAGAUGGCAGUGAAGAGACCAACAAAUUUCCCUUUGAAGAGAUGCCUGCUCAAUUUAGCUCAGACCAGAUGUCUAAGUGCUCUGUCUCAAGCCAACUGGCAGAGCUUAGUCACUUACCAGAGUCAGAUAAGGAAGAUACAAUGCCAGAAUGUCAGCAUCCUGAUAGAGAAGCCAAGGAAAAUAUAAAUGCAACCCCCAGCAAAACUAAGAGAAAUCACUCCCCCAUUCCUUCUGGAGCUCUUACUAAUAUUUCAACUCCUCCUUCUCCCAGGAGUGUAACAGGCAGCUCUAGUAAAGAGCUUAGCUCUUGCCAGUUAGCACACAGUACCAGCUUGCAGAGCAGCAGAGAAGGUCUCAAUACCUGUGGCUUUGUGGAAGGGAAACCAAGGCCAAUGGGUUCACCCCGGCUUGGCAUUGCAAGCCUCUCCAAGACAUCUGAGUACAAGCCACCAACUUCUCCUUCCCAGAGGUGCAAGGUCUAUACACAGAAAGGAGUUCUCCCCAGCACCACACCUCCACCAGCUCCCCUGACUAAGGACACUGAGAUGACAUCGACUGAAUCUUUGUUACAGCCAGAAAUACGAACCCCACCUGCAGGAAUGAGCCCUCAGAUCAUGAAGAAGUCAGUGUCAUCCACCAAUGGGGAUUUUGAAGAGACCAUUCUCAAUGAAGAUCAGCAACAAAACCAUUCUCCUGAAUCCAAGAAAGAGAUUCUAAGCACUACUAUGGUGACUGUGCAGCAGCCACUGGAGCUGAAUGGGGAGGAUGAGCUGGUGUUCACCCUCGUAGAAGAGCUAACCAUUAGUGGGGUCCUUGACAAUGGGCGCCCAACCAGUAUCAUCAGUUUUAACAGUGACUGCUCUGUGCAGGCUUUGGCUUCUGGGUCUAGGCCAGUCAGUAUUAUCAGCAGCAUAUCCGAAGACCUUGAAUGUUACUCCAGUUCAGCUCCUGUAUCUGAGGUCAGCAUCACACAGUUCCUUCCACUUCCAAAGCUGGGCCUGGAUGACAAGUCCCAGGAUGAUGGCAGCAGACGCUCAUCUAUCAGCUCAUGGUUGAGCGAAAUGAGCACAGGGAGUGAUGGUGAACAGUCAUGCCACAGUUUCAUUGCCCAGGCAUGCUAUGGGCAUGGAGAAGCAAUGGCAGAACCUCCCGUCUCUGAGUUUGCAAACACCAUACAAAGCACCAGCAUGAUUUGUGUAGGUGACAAACAAAAGCCAGCAACCGACAACAUGCUUAUAUUGUCAGAAAUGGGGGAGCAAGCUUUCAGCAAAGUGCCACCCAUCAAAGGCUGUAAAAUAUCAGCUCUAGGGAAAACUACUGUCACAAUUAAAAACACUGCAAGCCUCAGCAGCUGUGAGGGCUACUUCCCAAUGAAGACAAACAUUACUGUUUAUCCAUGUAUUGCUGUUAACUCCUUCAAAGCACAAGACACUGAUGAUGCUGUAUCGGCAGAAAAUGCAGACCCAAAGGUUGCUCACCCCCAUGAAGGGAAAGAACCCAAUGCUAAAAAAGAUAUCAAAUUUGAAGAUCCUUGGCUGAAGAGAGAAGAUGAUGUAAAAAAUGACAGCUCUGGGAGCAGUGAUGUGUCGAGGUCUGACAUGAACAUAGCUUCAGCCAAACCUGAGCAGAGCACAAAGCAGUCCUCAGCAGACAGGUUUAGCAGCAGCAGCAGUGGGGAUGCCUCUGUCUCCCCAGGAUGUGACAGUCUGAAGAGGAUUGUGGAUGGGUGUGAGAUGGCAGCAUCUGGCUCUGCAACCCAGAGUCCCAUUCAUUCCAGUGAUGUCUUAAAGGGCUGCAGCCUCCCACGAAGUCUCCCAAAGGCAAGCAAGCCAGAGGAGCCUGACAGUCACCUCCAUUCUACCGCUUCCGACAGCAAUGGAGUUGUUUCUCCUGCCCACACUCAAUUUUCUAAGGCCAGCCUAGACAGAAAAUUGGCCUCUCCCAAGCAUUGUGUUCUCACUCGCCCCAAAGGGACACCUCCUCUGCCUCCAGUGAGAAAGUCAAGUCUAGAUCAGAAGAACAGAGCCAGCCCCCAGCACAGUGCUGCCAGCAGCACCACCAGUAGUCCCUCUGGCCAGCCCACACCCUUCCUGGCCAGCUUCCCUGAGGAGCUGAUUGCCAAACCAAAGGGUCCUGGCAUUGACAACAGCAGCAACAACAGCAGCAGCAAGCUGUUCAGUGCCAAGCUGGAGCAGCUCGCCAGCAGGACCAACUCCCUUGGGAGGUCCACAGGAAGUCACUACGAGUGUCUGUCACUGGAAAGAGCAGAAAGCCUGUCCUCUGUGAACUCCAAAAUGAACCCUGGCAAAGACACCACCAUGCCUCGGACUGGAAGGAGCGUCAGCCGCAGUGUCAUGUCCUCACCGACCAACUCAGCUCUCUCCCAGUCUGCAGGAGCCUCGCCAAAAGCUGGCCAGUCAAAGAUCUCUGCAGUCAGCAAGCUCCUGUUGGCAAGUCCCAAGGCUCGAAGCCUGUCUGCCUCUGCUACCAAAACACUCAGCUUUUCAACCAAGUCUCUGCCUCAGUCUGUUGGGCAGAGCUCCAGUUUGCCUCCAAGUGGAAAGAAUAUGUCCUGGUCAACACAGUCCCUCAGCAGAAACCGAGGCUCUAGCCUUGCUUCUAAAUUGCCCCUUCGGGCUGUCAAUGGAAGGAUUUCAGAGCUCCUCCAAGGCAGUACCAGCUCCAGAGGCUUGCAGCUGCGAGGAAACGUGGAAGCAGAUGAGCGUGGUGGCCUUCAUGGAGAGGAGAAGCCGGCAGUUCAUGUGUUGCCAUCCCCUUACAGCAAGAUCACCCCUCCCCGGAAACCUCAUCGCUGCAGCAGUGGUCAUGGGAGCGACAACAGCAGUGUCCUGAGUGGGGAGCUGCCCCCAGCCAUGGGGAGGACUGCCCUGUUCUAUCACAGUGGUGGCAGCAGCGGCUAUGAGAGCAUGAUGAGGGACAGCGAGGCGACAGGGAGCGCCUCUUCUGCACAAGAUUCAAUGAGCGAGAACAGCAGCUCAGCCAGCGGCAGGUGCCGGAGUCUCAAAACACCGAAGAAACGAUCAGCCACAGGCUCACAGAGACGGAGGCUUAUUCCAGCUUUAUCACUUGACACUGCCUCCCCAGCGAGGAAGCCUGCCAACAACCCUGGGGUCCGCUGGGUGGAUGGGCCCCUGCGAAGUGCACAGAGGGGGCUGGGGGAGCCCUUUGAGAUCAAAGUCUAUGAGAUAGAUGAUGUGGAGAGACUCCAGAGGCGACGAGGAGGAGACAGCAAGGAAGUGAUAUGUUUCAAUGCCAAGCUGAAAAUCCUGGAGCAUCGCCAGCAGAGAAUUGCUGAGGUCAAGGCCAAGUACGAGUGGUUAAUGAGAGAACUGGAGGUGACCAAACAGUACCUGAUGCUGGAUCCUAAUAAAUGGCUCAGCGAAUUCGAUCUGGAGCAGGUAUUUGAGCUGGAUUCUCUGGAAUACCUGGAAGCCCUGGAGUGUGUAACUGAACGUUUGGAAAACCGUGUCAACUUCUGCAAGGCUCAUCUCAUGAUGAUCACCUGUUUUGACAUCACCUCUAGACGCAGAUAAAGAGCGAACCUCAAGAGAAUUUCAAUGCACAUCUCUGCCAUCCUCCUUUUCCCUUCUGAAUAGCAUCCCAAAGACAACAGAAUGAGGAUGAAGGUUGGAGUCAAGUCUCAACUGUGUGUAUGAGAGAUUUGCUUUACUAUACAGAAGAGUAGUAUUAAAAAAUAACAGGACAUGCAUGAAAAAAUGGAGAUAGAAGGAUGUUGAUUCUCUUAGCCUAAAAGAGCACUUUGAGGAACCUAUAAGGACAUGUCUGUAAAUAAGAACUGCUGGCAGAAGAGACUUAUUUCCCUGCAUUAGCUGAGGGAGGAGGGAAGGUGGUUAUAGGACUUCCACUUGAGAGGUUCAUUAGAAGAAAUCCUAUCCAGAAAGACUGUUCAAGUGCCUUGCAAAUCUUUAUUAUCCAAACAUUUAUGUUCAUACUUUCUUGUGUACAGAUGGUGCUAGUCAAAAGAUGAAAAAGGAAAAAAAAAAAACAAAACACACUUUUGAAAUGUACUUACAGCUUGUUUUUCUCUUGGUGUUUUCUCCUGUUUCAGACUUGCUGUUUCUAAGUAACUUGUGUUUGUAGAAAUAUUUCCUAAUCAGUACAACAUAUGAAUAAAUGUUAACUGUCUUUUGUUGUUAACAGAGUAAGGCCACUCAAAGAGAAAUUUGGCUUCCCAGAUGACACACAAAUGUUUCUAACAGUGAGAAAGGUUUGCUUAUAUGUUCUUCUGUAAAAUCUUGUGUUAGAGGGCACAGUGAUUUUCCUAACCUACAGGUUUUACAGUGUGUGAGGGAGGAGAGUUGAUAUUAUGGUGAAGUAAGUACCUUUUGCAUUUGAUUAAGCCCCCAUAACAUGCUUUCUUUUUCAUAUACUUUUACCUUUUUGCUGGCUAGAGCUAGUGAUGAGAAGGUACUUUUAUCCCAACCCCUUUUUCUGGGACUAACAACUCAAUGGAAAAUUACUCUUCAGGGUGAGGGCUCCCAUGCUUGUCAGUUCAAAAAUGAAUUAUUACUUUUUCUUUCUUGAUUCCACAACUGAUAAAGUUUAACUUUGCCUUCCUUAUGUCCCUGGCCCAGACAUACCUGCAGGUUCUGUUCAACUCACCUAGUCCAGAAAUAAGCAGCAGUAAUGAGCAAGCAGAUCUAGUAAUUCAGGCAUGAUGAUUAUGAUGUUUUCCUAAUCAGCACUCCCUUAUUUGAACUAUGACAAAAGUCACAUUGACAUCAGUGGGUGACAUCAUCUGGUGGGUGACAACCCUGCUCAUGGUGUGGGGGUGUGGGGGUUGGAACUGCGUGAUCUUUAAGGUCCCUCCCAGUCCAAAUCAUUCUGUGAUUCUGUGAUAAAAAGAAUGAGGGUCUGGGCCUCAGUGAACAACAAGAUAUUCUACUUAUUUGCAUCUUUAUCUAUAAAACAGUAUGUGGGGAGGACCAUCCUUUGUGUUACUUAAACAAGUGUGUGAAGUUUGCAUGUUAAUUACAUAUGAGCAUAAAUAAUUCUUCUAUAGCUUUCUUCUUUUACAUUGAAAUAAUUCACAAAACGAUUCUCUCACAUACCCUUGUGUGACCUUCCUGUUGGUUAUCAGAAAGUAAGGCCAGCAUUUGACAUAUACUCAGUAUGCAUCAAUUCAUCAAUUUAUUGUUCCUAUAUAUAGCUCUUUACCUGCAUCAUCAUCAUAUUAAUGCCAUUUUACAGUAUGCCAAGCAUCAACUACCAGUGAAAAAAAAUCCACAGAAAUACUGAGGAAACAGUGCAAUUUCUCUGGUUUGUUUCUCUUUGUAAUGAUUUUAGUGAUGCUUGUUAUGUAUUGGUUCUGUUGGGGCAUCUCUUCUCCAUAGAUUCCCAUGAUUCUUGUACAGUUCUACAGAGCCAUGGCAAUUGCCUCUGCAGUUCUGUGCUGGAUGAAGACCCAGUACCUUGGGGAUAUGGAGCAUGUCUUCUUUUGUGGAUUCAGUCAUGUAGAGUCCCAGAUUCAUGCUGUCAGGUCACAUACACAGAAAAGAAGCUUUCCCAGCAGCUCCCAUCUUUCACUCAUCUGUGUCCCCAGGUAGCCCUGUAUGCUUCCCAGGUUGUCACUUGUGUCUGUUCUACUUCUGCUUCCCUCCCUGGUCACUCCUCCACAUUAGAUUCCCCACCUUAGUCAUGCAAAAGGAAAUUACAUUUUGCCUUCUUUCAGCUUAAGCAUUUGAGAAAAAGUAUUUAUUAGAAAGUGAUCAUUAGGCUAAAUGGAUCAUAGAACCAUAGAAAUAUAGAAGCACUCAAAUUGGAAAAGACCUUAAAGAUCAUCGAGUCCAACCAUGACCUAACCAUACUACCCAAACUAACAACCCUCUGCUAAAUCAUAUCCCUGAGCACCACAUCCAAACAGUUUUUAAACACAUCCAGGGAUGGUGACUCAACCACCUCCCUGGGGAGCCCAUUCCAGUGCUUCACAACCCUUCUGUAAAGAAGUGUUUCCUAAUAUCCAACAUAACACUCCUGUCUCAUACUAGCAUUCGUAUCCUAAAAUCAGUAGUCAUCUCUUUUUUUUUACUUUCUGUCACUGCAUUUCAAAAUCUGCAUCUAUACUUUUGGGAAUUGUGGUGGCUUAAUGCAUACAGGGGAAUGUAAAUUUGAGGAGAUGUGACAUCUGUGAAACAUUUUCUUGGUUAAAAUUGCUUUUUACUUUAGAAUCUAUUCUAUUGUACUUAAAAUAUCUGCAAAACAGAUAAUUUAAAACAUCAUGUCUAUAGUAGCCAGCAUUUUACAGAGGACCCAUAUGCUCCCGCAGGUCACCCCCGAAGUCCCAUUCUUUCAGCAACUGCCAGUAUAAUGCUGAUUUAUUCCUGAUUUCAUUAAAAGUCAUCAAGUUACCCAAAAUAUACAAGAGCAAUGUGAGCGGAGUCCUUAAUUGUUUGCAUAUUCAGAAAUCAAUCUUAUUUCCCUGGAACAACUUUAGUGGGAAACAGCAAUGUUAAUGCAAUUAGAAGUGAAGGUUAUAUCUUUGUUCUCUCAUGUAAUGGAGGACCACAUAUCCUUAUUAUCAUGUUCUGCAAUGACUACAGAGCAGCAGCCAUUAAUCUGCAUUACCAUAGCUAUGUUCAGAUCUACUGCUUGAGUAGUCUGGGCCUGACUGUGAAAACUUUUUCAUCUUAAUGUGCUUGAAUGUUAUUUCUACAAGGGGCAGAACUUGCUCUAUGACCACAAAUUCAGUUGAGGCCCCAGAUUUGGGAGUUUGGCUGCAAUCUGAAUUGCAGAUUUUUUGCACCCAUUCCACUGAUCCCCACAAGUGCUGGGAGUAGUCCAAAGCCUGGGUCAUUUACCAGCAGCUCCGGAGCUCUGCUUCCCUUCAGGGUGUGGGAGAACCCUAAUUGAUGGUGCAUUAGUCACAGCUACCUGUGGCUUUUCUCCCACCAUCCAUACUUUGUAUUUGCUUCAAAAUGGCUUCUUCUCAAUUCAUUCACAUCUAAGCAAUCAGAAGUAUUAUUUCACAGAAAGACAGGCAACAAACUAAUACCCAAGCUGUCCUUUCUUAGCUCUUUACUAAAGCUGUAUGCUCUAGGAGAGAUCUAGUCCUUUAAAGAAAUAUUUUCUUUUCCAUUUAUCUCAAUAAUGUGGUUUAUUUUAAAAUGGCAUUAUUAUCCAUAGAGUAGGAUUCCGAUUUUAUGACAGCUGAAGGAAAUGGGCUUUCUGACAAAUACUGCCUUUUACAAAUGUUUGUGAUUUUCUGUGUUUUUGUUUUUUCUAGUGAGCUAAAAGUAAUGAUAAAACCAAAGGACAGUAUAUACAUACAAAAAAUGCAUAUGAGCAUAGCCUGAGAGAGACACCCCACACACAUUACUGUGAGGAGAUUGCAUAACUGGUCACAAAUGGCAACAACACUGCUAUUCAUCUCUUCCAGGGUUUGCCUUUAAAACCCUUCUCCUAUCACUCACCAAGAUGAAGUUGACUUAUUCCACACCACAGGGAAAACUUAUGCUCAAAACACUUUUGAAGACUUCCUUCAAAGGGCCUUUAUUCCUGCUGUUCUUCAGCCUAUAAAGCUGGGUUUCUGCAGUUCUCAUGCAGAGGCUGUCAUUGAAAUGUUAAGGCCUGUCAAAAUAAUAGAAAAGAACCACUACGUAUUUCAGGGUAUCACAAGUUGAAGGCAAGAGAUCUCACAAUCAUCACUGUUAAAUACAAUUUGUGCUUUUCUGUGGUGCAAGUAACCUGGUCAUGUCCAUUGAAAGCCGUGAGAUAGAGCAUUCUGUCAAGUCCUCAUUGUUCUUAAAAUUGUAAUGUAAAAGUUUCCACAUUGCAGAGGACUGACUAUAGCAAAUGUUCUCAUAAACCAGAGAUGGAGUGACCCCCUGCUGCCCAUUCCUAUGGGGAGAAUGGUCACACAGUAUGAGGGAUGCACCAACUCACUUCAGAGAUCAAAGAAUUUCUACCACUGCAUAAUGAUAGGAGUAAGAGAUGGCACUAUUUCUCAGUACUGUGGAUAGAUGACAUGACAUACCUUACCUAAUCCUCAUGUCCUUCUAGCCCUCAUUUUGUUACUCCACAGGCUUUUGUGUUGGCAACACCCGGCGCUUUUUGGAGACACAAGGCUGGACGUUGCUAGCUAUUACAAGAUUUGAAAUAGGCUUUCAAAUAACUAUGUCAAACAAAACUGUGAAUGAUUUGUCAAUGCAAAGGUAAUAAUCUCUAGCUCUUGCAUUUAUUGUGUGCUCAUCACAGGGUUAUCUAAACCUCCAUACCUGCUCUUGGAAAUUAUAAACCAUUUUAUUAUUGGCUUUAUCUUUUCUUCUUUCUCCUUCUCAAGCAACGUAAAAAAAAGAAAGAAAAAAAAAAAGAAAAAGAAAAGGAAUCAUUUUGCCUUGAAAAUGUAGCACUCUUAUCUUGACCCUAUUGAAGUCAAUACAGAAUUUGCCAACAGCCCCACUAAAGCAGACUCAGUCUCACUUACACGACAUUUUGAAGCUUAUAAAGGGAGUGAUUAUUGCACAAAGAAUGGAGGUGCUGAAAGUGAAAUAGUAACAUCCAUGAUAUUUCAACACCACCUUCAAAACUCUCAGACAGGAAAAAAAUAAUCCCCAACCCAAUCCAUCUUACUUUGAGUGGUCCUACUCAAGUAUUGAGCAAACUUUAUAAUAAUGGUAAUAAAAUGGUGCUUGAGGCAGUUUCAGCUAUAUUACAUAUCUCUAUAUACUAUCAAUAUGGAUGUAUUCACCCUCUCUAUUGUAUAUGUAUGUGUGAAUAUUUACAUAUAGCACACAUACAUAUAUAUAUUUUAUGUAUGCAUAGUUGCUAACUUUCCUGAGUAAGUUUUACUUUUUUCCCCUCCCAUAGCUGAAACUGCUGGUUACUAACAUCCACAUCAUAUUCUAUGUAUGAAGGAUAUAAUUUAUUUGUAAACUCAGGAUGUUCUUGUUUUAUGGAGUUGCUUGUGUUCUAUCAUUUAUUUACACACCAUGGUUGGAAAUGCUCACCUGGGUGCUGCCCACUGCAGGGAAUGUUUGCUAAACACAUUUCCCUCUGUGCUUGGCUACGUUCUUUCUCAUUGUAACAGCGGUAUAAAAUGGAGCUAAAGGAGGAGACAAAACAAUGGAUACAAAACCGAUGGGCGACUCCAGAAGAGGAUGUAUCAGUAGUAGAUAUAUCCAUACUUCAUCAACUAAAUUUUAUAGGAAAAAAAAAAAAGAAGAAGAAGAAGAAAGAACAGCAUGAGGACAAGUUCAAAAUGUUGGAUGUCACAGCCAUUUCCAAGUUGGUCAACAAAUGCAUUGACCCUUUUGCCAUUAAAAUUGUAAAGUUUAUUGUUUGCUGGCUAAAAAGAAAAAUAUCCCUUCUGUGGUAUCUGAGGUGUGAAACAUUGUCAAAAAUAUGAUGUCUGGAAAAAAAAAAUAUCAAACUAUAGUGGCAUUAAAUGUUUACUUUUAUCUUACCGAUA
Molecule: messenger RNA, 13617 nt
Organism: Coturnix japonica (Japanese quail)
Lineage: Eukaryota; Metazoa; Chordata; Aves; Galliformes; Phasianidae
Gene: KIF26B
Product: kinesin family member 26B
Biological process (GO): microtubule-based movement
Molecular function (GO): ATP binding; microtubule motor activity; microtubule binding
Source: RefSeq, a predicted model, not a curated record